AUGCCCCAGAUUCGAAACUUCUUCCCCAAGCGCCCCGCCGUGAACCUUGUGCCGGCUGCCAGUGACCCCCCAGUUCUGCAGAAUGUGGUGGGCAAUGGCCCGAACGGAUUGCAGCGGACAUCAUUGACUCUCCGACGCAGUGUGGAUGAAAAGCCCAAUGAGUACAAAAUGAGUGUUGUCAAUGAUAACGGGGUCUAUCUUCCGCCCUCACCCACAGAGAAGAAGAGCUUCUGGCGCAAGCCAUCCUCGCAAAAUAACACAAGAAGCCUCGUCGAUGAGAAUGAGCCGUUCCCUAUAUCCCGAGAAUCCUUCGACUCCUAUCGCCGUUCAUUCGACAUCUGCGCCCGCUCCCCCGUCAGCCAAUCCGACAGCGGCCUCUCCCGCACCUCCUUCGAAUCCCGCCUCUCCCGCCCUACAACAACUCCUCGCUCGACAAUCAGCGGCUACACCUUCGACCCUCCAUCAGAGUCUCCACAUGAAGUGCGGGGUCAGCAACAGGAGCAUGAGGAUGCAGAUGAGCAAGACCAAGAGCAAUUUGUAGACAUAGGUCUGAAUGACGAUGCGAAACUGAAGAAGAAGAAGGGCUUUUUGGCCCGCUUGGGGGACAACGUGAUGACGGCUUCUAUGCCUACUCCUAAUACUUCUACUUCUACUGCAGCUGGCACUGGCACUGGCGGAGUGGAAGCUGCGGAUAAUAACAAGGUUGGUUCGUCACAUUUGAGUUUGGGCUUUCAUUUGCCUGGGCGGAAGCGGGAGCAGAGUGAUGGUGCUGGUACUGGUGCUGGUGCGAUUCAGGUGGCUGAGCUGGGAAGCUUGAAGAUCCCCGUUAUGGCUGAUGCCAAGUGAUAUGAAUACGGCUGUGCCGAUGAUGAAUUGAUCACGGUGGUGAAUCAGGUCGGUUGAAUGAUAACGGGGAACUGCGUGUCUUUUCACGUUUCACGUACGCUUCUUGUAAGAAGUGUUGUUUGUUUUCUUCAUAAGAAUAUCUCAGACUUUGGAUUGGGUGGUCUGUUUCUAUUGGACAUAUUUGACUCAGGGUUGAUAUCUGUCGCUUCCUAUUUCAUGUUUACGGCCUUGAGGGAACUUUGGGGAAACGGUUUUGGAUCUUUUUGUUUACCUUGCGGUGUUAUAUGGAAGCCUAUUAAUAUUACUUACACGAAUUAUAAACAUAUAUCUAUAAUACUGAUG
Molecule: messenger RNA, 1188 nt
Organism: Histoplasma capsulatum G186AR
Lineage: Eukaryota; Fungi; Ascomycota; Eurotiomycetes; Onygenales; Ajellomycetaceae
Exons: 4
Coding region: 1-846 (281 amino acids)
Source: RefSeq, a predicted model, not a curated record